GGCGCGUCGGUCUGCGGGCAGCGGCUGGACCCGGAGGUGACCGGCGGCUGUUCACGGACGCGGCGAAGGGAGGGGGCCGUCGGCGCGGACCCGCCCGAAAUGAAGCCCCCGGCAGCGUGCGCGGGCGACGGCCCGGCGGCCGCGGCUCCGAGCGCCCCCGUGGACUCGCUGCGCUGGGACCUGAGCGCGCAGCAGAUCGCCGAGCUCACCAAGGCGCUGAUGGCGCAGACCAAGCGCGUGUACGACCAGGUGGGCGCGCAGUCCUACGAGGACGUGUGCUACGAGAGCACGCUCAAGGCGCUGGCCGACGUGGAGGUGACCUACACAGUUCAGAGGAACCUCCUCGACUUCCCCCAGCACGUGUCCCCCUGCAAGGACAUCCGGGCGGCCAGCACGCAGGCCGACAAGCAGCUGUCGGAGUUCGACGUGGAGAUGAGCAUGAGGCAGGACGUGUACCAGAGGAUCGUGUGGCUGCAGGAGAAGGUUCCCGAGGGUUCGCUGCGGCCCGAGGCGGCGCGCUACCUGGAGCGCCUCAUCAAGCUGGGCCGGAGGAACGGGCUGCACCUGCCUGAGGAGACCCAGGAGAAAAUCAAGAGCAUCAAGAAGAAGCUGAGCCUGCUGUGCAUCGACUUCAACAAGAACCUGAACGAGGACACCACCUUCCUGCCCUUCACCCGCGAGGAGCUGGGCGGGCUCCCCGAGGACUUCCUGAGCUCCCUGGAGAAGACCCGAGGACGGGGGCGGCUGAAGGUCACGCUCAAGUACCCGCACUACUUCCCCCUGCUGAAGAAGUGCCACGUGCCCGAGACCCGCAGGAAGGUGGAGGCCGCCUUCAACUGCCGCUGCAAGGAGGAGAACUGUGCCAUCCUGAAGGAGCUAGUGGCCCUGCGGGCGCAGAAGUCCAAGCUGCUGGGGUUCCGCACGCACGCUGACUACGUCCUGGAGAUGAACAUGGCCAAGACCAGCCAGACCGUGGCCGCCUUCCUAGACGAGCUGGCCCAGAAGCUGAAGCCGCUGGGGGAGCAGGAGCGGGCGGUCAUCUUGGAGCUGAAGGAGGCCGAGUGCGCGCGGCGCGGGCUGCCCUUCGACGGCCUCAUCCACGCCUGGGACAUGCGCUACUACAUGAACCAGGUGGAGGAGACGCGCUACCGCGUGGACCAGAACCUGCUCAAGGAGUACUUCCCGGUGCAGGUGGUCACGCAGGGGCUGCUGGGCAUCUACCAGGAGCUGCUGGGGCUGCGCUUCAGCCUGGAGGAGGGCGCGGCCGCCUGGCACGAGGACGUGCAGCUCUACUCCGUGCGCGACGCCGCGUCCGGCGAGCUGGUCGGCAAGUUCUACCUGGACCUCUACCCCAGGGAAGGCAAGUACGGGCACGCGGCCUGCUUCGGCCUGCAGCCGGGCUGCCUGCGGCCGGACGGGAGCCGGCAGAUCGCCAUCGCGGCCAUGGUGGCCAACUUCACCAAACCCACGCCGGACGCCCCGUCGCUGCUGCAGCACGGCGAGGUGGAGACCUGCUUCCACGAGUUCGGGCACGUGAUGCACCAGCUCUGCUCGCAGGCCGAGUUCGCCAUGUUCAGCGGGACCCACGUGGAGCGCGACUUCGUGGAGGCGCCGUCGCAGAUGCUGGAGAACUGGGUGUGGGAGGAGGAGCCGCUGCGGCGCAUGUCCCAGCACUACCGCACGGGCGACGCCCUGCCCCCCGAGCUGCUGGACAAGCUCAUCCGGUCCCGGCAGGCCAACACCGGGCUCUUCAACCUGCGCCAGAUCGUCCUCGCCAAGGUGGACCAGGCCCUGCACACACAGACGGACGCAGACCCAGCUGAGGAGUACGCCCGGCUCUGCCGGGAGAUCCUGGGGGUCCCCGCCACGCCAGGCACCAACAUGCCCGCGACCUUCGGCCACCUGGCGGGAGGCUACGACGCGCAGUACUACGGCUACCUGUGGAGCGAGGUGUACUCCAUGGACAUGUUCCACACCCGCUUCAAGCCGGAGGGCGUGCUGAGUGCCCAGGUGGGCAUGCACUACCGGAGCUGUAUCCUGAGGCCCGGCGGCUCCGAGGACGCCAGCGCCAUGCUGAAGCUCUUCCUGGGCCGCGACCCCACGCAGGACGCCUUCCUCCUGAGCAAGGGGCUGCGCGUGGAGGCCGGCGAGCCCCCCGCCUGCUGACGCCGCGCGGCCGCCGCCGCCCUGGUGCCUUAGCCGCUGGCCCGGGGGGCGGCACCUGCCCGGCGCAGCCCCCCCUCGCCACUGCCACGCCCGGGGCCUGACCUGGGCUGCGGGGUCCCCGGGUGGGAGCUGGGCCUCCCUGGGGAACCCCGUUCUCAGGAUGGUUCUUGCGACGCGGUCAUUAAAUGUUUUAAACGGAAGCCCAGGCGCCCG
Lepus europaeus (European hare) is the source of this 2379-nucleotide messenger RNA. RefSeq names its product thimet oligopeptidase 1 (gene THOP1). Gene Ontology annotation, molecular function: metalloendopeptidase activity. The record is from RefSeq and is a predicted model, not a curated record. Gene Ontology annotation, cellular component: mitochondrial intermembrane space. Bases 100 to 2166 code for a protein of 688 amino acids. Lineage: Eukaryota; Metazoa; Chordata; Mammalia; Lagomorpha; Leporidae. Gene Ontology annotation, biological process: proteolysis; peptide metabolic process. The transcript is spliced from 13 exons.